AUAUCUUGUAUUACUGUUGUAAUAAUGUUUUCAGUACUCUAUCCUAGAUUUUAUAUAAAUUCUGUGAUAGUAUAAAAUGGCUACUAGGAAUGCGGCAAUAAAAUUUAGUCCUGUUGUGCAAGAACUGCGCUUGCACUUGUGCCAGUCAUCAUCUGCAAGCAAGGGAGCCCGGGACUUCAUUGAGAGCAGCUAUGUUGAAUUGAAAAAGGCCAACCCCACCCUGCCUAUUUUGGUGCGCGAGUGUUCUGGAGUGGUACCAAAGGCUUGGGCAAGAUAUGGUCGUGGUGAAGAAGUGUCCGUGCCCCUGGAUGGUUUGUCUGCCGAGCAAGUGGGUGCAAGCUUGGCCAAACUCAACAGAAAGGCUUAACCGCGAUAGGUGUUUAAAUACAACGUAUUAUCUUAGACAAGCUUCCUCGUGUAAAUAUUAUCUCACUGUUGUUGAUGUGUGAAUGAAUGAAUUACUAUUGCCACAAGUCUAUCUUGCAUCUUGAGAUCAAUUUCUUCCCGAAAUCGUGAUUGGAGAAACCAAAAUUAUUAUUCCAGAGUUGUUAUUGGUCAUUUAAUUAAAUUGAGAAGUUUAGUGAUUUGGUUCAAAUCGCAUUCGUAUUUCUGUUUCAUAACAAAAUUGUUGGUUGUCAUCAAUUUCAUAUUUGCAAUACAUUACUUGCAUAUUGCAGUUGUUGCGUGUCGGAACCUCCUUAAUUAAUAUAUUAUAUUGAUGCUAA
Molecule: messenger RNA, 725 nt
Organism: Hyalella azteca
Lineage: Eukaryota; Metazoa; Arthropoda; Malacostraca; Amphipoda; Hyalellidae
Gene: ND-B8
Product: NADH dehydrogenase [ubiquinone] 1 alpha subcomplex subunit 2
Exons: 3
Coding region: 77-367 (96 amino acids)
Source: RefSeq, a predicted model, not a curated record